This is a messenger RNA of Tarenaya hassleriana, 1049 nucleotides long. RefSeq names its product 60S ribosomal protein L7a-2-like. The transcript has 7 exons. Bases 66 to 836 code for a protein of 256 amino acids. NCBI's taxonomy places the organism in Eukaryota, Viridiplantae, Streptophyta, Magnoliopsida, Brassicales, Cleomaceae. Gene Ontology annotation, biological process: ribosome biogenesis. The record is from RefSeq and is a predicted model, not a curated record. Gene Ontology annotation, cellular component: ribonucleoprotein complex.
AAACGCUAACCCUCUCAUCUUUCUCGCCGCUGCCGUCAAGCGAACUUGCCUCGGAAGGAGACGAAAUGGCCCCGAAGAAAGGAGUGAAAGUGGCUACCAAGAAGAAGCCGGAGAAAGUUACAAACCCUUUGUUUGAGAAGCGGCCCAAGCAGUUCGGUAUUGGUGGUGCCUUGCCUCCCAAGAAGGAUCUUUCUCGGUAUAUCAAAUGGCCAAAGGCUAUCCGCCUCCAGAGACAGAAGCGGAUCCUUAAGCAGAGGUUGAAGGUCCCACCCGCCCUUAACCAAUUCACUAAGACUCUUGACAAGAACCUAGCAACCAGCCUCUUUAAGCUCCUUCUUAAGUACAGACCAGAAGACAAGGCUGCCAAAAAGGAGCGUCUUCUCAAGAAGGCUCAAUCUGAGGCAGAGGGAAAGCCGUCCGACGCUAAGAAGCCUAUUGUUGUGAAGUAUGGCCUUAACCAUGUGACCUACCUCAUUGAGCAGAACAAGGCCCAACUUGUUGUGAUUGCUCAUGAUGUGGACCCAAUUGAGUUGGUCGUGUGGUUGCCUGCUCUGUGCAGAAAGAUGGAAGUCCCAUACUGCAUUGUGAAGGGGAAAUCACGUCUGGGAGCGGUUGUUCACAAGAAGACUGCUUCCUGCUUGUGUCUGACCACUGUCAAGAACGAGGACAAGCUAGAGUUCAGCAAAAUCCUCGAGGCCAUCAAGGCUAACUUCAACGACAAGUACGAUGAAUACAGAAAGAAGUGGGGAGGUGGCAUAAUGGGAUCCAAAUCUCAGGCCAAGACCAAAGCCAAGGAGAGGGUUCUUGCAAAGGAGGCUGCCCAGAGGAUGAGCUAAGGCUCUUUUUGUUAUUAUUAUCUACUCUUAAAAUGUCAUUUUCCAUUGUUCUACCUCUCUUAUUUUACGUUUUGGUUUAUUGAAUCCUCCAGACACCCUAUUAGUCCAAUCACUCUGUUUUUGUUCGGACUGUUGAUGAUACGAUGUCGUUUUAGGUUUCAAACCUGGGGAUGUGAUUCUGGAUUUUGGGUUUAAAUUAGGGUUACAGACCAA